UGGAGCCAGCCGGAGCGUAGGGACCAAGAAGCAGGAACGCCGUAGUGGGGGCACACAGACAUUUUCACCGCCAACAUGAGAUUGAAAGUAAGUAGCGAUGAUUUCGCGUUGAGACAGUGGGCAAACACGCAACUUUUAGGCCUUGAUGACGCAAAAAACACGAUCGGAGACUUUUGUAGCGCGCUAUGGAAACUGAACAGGGGACCACAAAAUUGGCUGAUUAAAUGUGUGUACGAAGGCUAUUCGCUGCCCACUACGGGGAAACUAGAACUGUACUUGAAAGAUGGAUGUGAAGUGCAGCUGGUGCGCGUAUUGGACGAUUCUGAACGGCCACAUCGCAGCGUUGAGACGAUAACGACACCGCUUCGUUCUGACGACACGUCUGAGUUUGACGACCAUUUAGCCGCCAGACUCGAGUAUUCUAUGGUGGAGUGUUAAGGCGAAUAUGAUGUACAUGAAAUGAACGGGAGAAUGAGAAGGCAAAUUCUGAUUGGGUCGUUUGUGUGGGGUAAUUUAGUGUUUAGUGUUUAUUUUUUAAGCGAACCUUACUCUAAGGGAGUGUCUGUGGGAUGGGUCGUGUCGGGAAUGAGUUUACUACGAAGACAAAGAAAUAGCACAAGUACAAGGUGAAGAGAAAGCAACGAGCUAUACGAAUGGAAGCAAGGAAUACAACCAUGAAACUGCCACCCUAGAGCCCGAAACUCGUUGAAUGAAGUCUUUCGGCUGACGAUUUUAUUUGCAUCAUUCAAUACAACAGAUUAACGUUAGUCCUCUUGAACUACGGGCCGUUCCUCUCUCACAAACACAAUCAUCCAAGCCUGCAUGCUCAACCCCUCUCACUUACUCUCACUUCACUGUCAUUACUUUUCUAGCGAACUUGCUCC
Molecule: messenger RNA, 884 nt
Organism: Schizosaccharomyces japonicus yFS275
Lineage: Eukaryota; Fungi; Ascomycota; Schizosaccharomycetes; Schizosaccharomycetales; Schizosaccharomycetaceae
Exons: 1
Coding region: 76-438 (120 amino acids)
Source: RefSeq, a predicted model, not a curated record